CUCACUGGGAGCUACCACAAGUGCUGAUUUGUUGUUUUCUUCCGUAGCCAUGGAGUGCAAAGACAAAGCUGCUGUUCCUCCACGGAAGCUCGUCCAAGCCCGGCUGCCCUUCAAGCGCCUCAAUCCUGUGCCAAAGGAGAAUCUCGACGUCAGCUCAGAAGUCAAAAAAGUCAAGAGCUCCCCGAGUGCUUUUGCUGCCAGCAAGGAUCCCUCCCUGGAUGCCUCAGGUGCCUCCCUGGACAAUGUGGAGAACGACUGCCAGCUGGGCUCCGACGGGAAUUUGACUCCAAAACUCGUGAACGGGAAAGGUCCCUUGGACCAUUUUAUCCAGAAAACCCCAGGAGGUGACACGAGUGACCCUGGGGGUGCUCCUGAGCCCUCCAGGGACCCUGCCCACAGACCUGGGGACAGCACAGAGCACGGGGCUGUGGAUCCUACAGCUGCUGUGAGCAAUGGCACCAUAGGAAAGGAGCUGGGCUGCCUGAGCCCCGUGCAGAGCAGCCCAGCCGGUGACUCUGUGGGGACUGAGGGGCCCUGUGCAGCUGCAGGAGCUGGGAGCCCCCCACGCUCCAGCCCCACGGCCUGCCAGGAGGCAGCAGGCAGGAAAGGCUCUCAGGGAGAACUGAAGGAUGUGCUCUUUGAGGGGAAGGUGCCCGUGGUGCUGCUGGAGGACAUCAUGAGCCUGAAGUGCCCCCAGGUGGCCUCGUCGGAGAGCGAGGCCCUGGAGUCGUCCCACGAGGGGGACUCGGGACUGACCAACUCCUCGCUGAGCUCUGGGGGCUCCCCCGAGCUCCUGGCACAGAGCAAGGGCAGCAGCAGCAGCCCCCUGGCUGCCUCCACACCUGCCAGGAAGGUACCUCAGAAAUUCCACAGAAGUUCAGCAGAGAAGGAGAAGCUGAGAUUGCAAAGAGACCAGGAGCGUGCGGACAAACUCCUGAAGCUGCAGGCAGAGAGGGAGGAGAAGGGGAGGCUCAAGGAAGAGGCAAAAGCUGCGAAGGAACGAGCCAAGGAGGAGGCCAAGAAGAGGAAAGAGGAAGAGAAGGAGCUGAAGGAGAGAGAAAGGAGGGAAAAGAAGGAAAAGGAGGAGAAGGAGAAAGCUGAGAAGCUGCGAGUGAAGGAGGAGAAGCGCAAGGAGAGGCAGGAGGCUCUGGAGGCAAAACUUGAGGAGAAGAGAAAGAAAGAAGAGGAGAAACGGUUAAAGGAGGAAGAAAAGCGCAUCAAUGCCCAGAAAGCAGAGAUCACCAGGUUCUUCCAGAAACCAAAGACUCCACAAGCCCCCAAGACCCUUGCUGGCUCCUGUGGCAAGUUUGCUCCUUUUGAAAUUAAGGAGAACAUGGUCUUAGCCCCCCUCAGCCGUGUGGCCCUGGAACCAGAGGACCUGGAGCAGCUGGAUAAGCUCCUGCACGCCCAGAAUGCUGAAGAUUCUUUCUUGAAGGAUCUAAAAAGUCGUAAACCACGAAAAACUGGGCCCACUUUGGUCAGUGACAGCAGCGACAGCGUCAACAGUGACGUGGUGGUGGUGGACAGCUGCCAGGCAGAUGGUGUUCCUGAGAGGGAGAAGUUUGGCAGGAUGAAGCUGCUGCAGUUCAGUGAGAAUCACCGCCCUGCCUACUGGGGCACCUGGAACAAGAGAACCUCCCUGAUCCGUGCCAGGAACCCAUGGUCCAAGGACACUAAACUGCUGGACUAUGAAGUAGACAGUGAUGAAGAGUGGGAGGAAGAGGAGCCAGGGGAAAGUCUCUCCCAUAGUGAAGAGGAUGACGAAGAGGAGGGAGAGGAUGAAGAUGAGGACGAUGGGUUUUUUGUACCCCAUGGGUACCUAUCUGAAGAUGAAGGUGUGACAGAGGAGGGUGACCCAGAGAACCAGAAGGUUCGUCAGAAGCUGAAAGCAAAGGAGUGGGAUGAGCUGAUAGCCAAGGGGAAGAGGUUCCAUGUCCUGCAGCCUGUGAAGAUUGGCUGUGUCUGGGACAGGGCAGCAAAGGACAACGGCACCAACCCCGACCUGAAGGUGCUCCAGCAGUUCACAGCCUGUGUCCUGGAUCCACCUGUGCCAGAGGAGGAGCAGCAGACACAGAAAUGUAGCAAAAAAAGAGCAAAAGAUCAGCAAAGAGUGCCCGUGCCCCAGCCCACCCCGCUGGCAGCCAAGAGGAAGGCCAUAGGAAGCAUGUCCAUCACCAAGUUCAUGAAGAGGCCUCGGGGCGCUGAGCAGGCUGCAGAGAUGGAUGGAUUUCAGGCAGACACUGAGGAAGAUGAGGAAGAUGAUGACUGCAUGAUUGUGGAUGUACAGCCAGGAAAAGGUUCCACAGCUUCAGAAUCCAGUGGCACAAGAGCUGCUCACCAGGACAGCAGCAUGGUCAGCCCAUCUAAUACAAUUUGAGACUUUAAUGCUACUAACUCCUCUGUAUGUAUGUAGAAUGAGCUAGGAAGUUUUAAACCUUGUGUAUCUUUGACCAAGAUACUUGAAAGUAUUCCACAUUUCUUGUAAAGAGAAGACAGCACUUUGUUCUGCUUCAGACCAGAUGGAAGCUUAAAUUUUUAGCUUUAGCUUUUUAGCUUUUUUUUUUUUUAAAUACUGCAUAUUAAUCUGUCCUUAAUAAAGCAUUAUUGAAAUUUUGAUACUUCUUUGUAAUGGAAGGUAUCUAAGUUAUCUCUAAAAGUAGCUGAGGGAUUUUGGAAUAAGCUUAUUGUGAUGCCACUGGGGAAUGACUGUUCAUAAUGUUGUACAGCGUGGCCUUGGGUAUAAAUGAUGUACAAUUAUAUAUGAAUUUAUGCUCUUGUA
Molecule: messenger RNA, 2779 nt
Organism: Zonotrichia albicollis (white-throated sparrow)
Lineage: Eukaryota; Metazoa; Chordata; Aves; Passeriformes; Passerellidae
Source: RefSeq, a predicted model, not a curated record